AUGUCUGCAUACUACGCCUACAACGCUCACCCAGUGCACCCCGCUCCCAUGUCGCACAACCACCACGCCGGCCGAAAUCGCAGAGCUCCUCGUCUCUCCAUGUCUCAACAAGUUCAGCGCCAGUUCCGAUCUGGUCCCCGUAACAUGAACAUGAAGGAUCCCGAGGUUGCGGCCAUCUCCUCUUUCCGAACCAAGUUCGAGACCAGCCGAUCUUUUGAUCUUGAGGACGAUAUGGAGUUCUGCCCCGGCCUGUUGACUGAGAACGACUACGUGUCUAUUUCCAGCGCGUCCGAGCGUUCUUCACUAGCCAGCAACUCUCCCGACUCUUCUCCCACGCAACACCCCAACACUGUUGCUCCUGGCUUCUCUCUCAACUCAACAUCUCCCGCCUUCAUUCCUCCCUCCUACCAGCACCAGCCAAGCAUGAAGCUUCACCAGCCCUCUGCUACUCGCGGCCGUAAUGCCAUCCCCAUCAUCAACCCUGCUACUGGUAUUACCAUGUCAAGCCCUCCUCAGUCAGUAUCACCUGGCAGGAUGCAACAGUCUCUUCGCCGAUGGUAA
Molecule: messenger RNA, 561 nt
Organism: Fusarium pseudograminearum CS3096
Lineage: Eukaryota; Fungi; Ascomycota; Sordariomycetes; Hypocreales; Nectriaceae
Exons: 2
Coding region: 1-561 (186 amino acids)
Source: RefSeq, a predicted model, not a curated record